UCUUUUUGUAUUUAAUUACAUUAUAUUUAUAUAAAGCUUAAUAAAUUGUUGUGAUUAAUUGUGAAACAAUAUCUGCUAUGAGUAUCAAAUAUUUUGACCACAUAUCAUUUAUUCAAUAUUAAGUGCUGCGAUAGUGACGAAAAUGGAUUUAAUCUCUUUAAUAAUAUGCACCCUAUUUGUUGUUUUAAUAAUCCCCACAAUUAUAUCGACAUCAUAUCAUCAAUAUAUUCUUCGACGAAAACUCAAAAACAUUCCUGUAUAUGGCAGAUUUCCUUUUGGCGUGACAUUUGAAUUAUUAAAACUGACAAAUUAUGAACGAAUACAAUGGUUUAUACAACGCAUGCUUCAAUUUAAAGAAGGAAUUUUCGUAUAUUGGAUAGGCAUGAAUCCAUUCAUUAAUCUCUAUAAACCUGAAUUAUUAGAAAUUAUUAUGCCUAGCACAGUAAAUAUCAAGAAAGGACAUCCAUAUGAAUUGAUGGAAUCUUGGUUAGGCAAAGGACUUCUAACUUCUACAGGAAAACAAUGGUUCCAUGAUAGAAAGUUGAUCGGGCCAACGUUCCAUUUUAGUAUAUUAGAUCAGUUUGCCGUGAUUAUGUCCGAAAAAGCAGAAAUCUUGAUAAAAUGUCUCGAGAAGGAGAUAGCAAAGAAUCCAGAGAAGGCUAUCGAUAUUUUUCCUUUCGCUAAUAAUGCUGCUCUUGAUGUUAUAUGUGAAACGGCAAUGGGUGUGGAUGUACAUGCUCAAGAAGAGGAAACCAAGUAUACUGCUACGAUACAUAGAGGUUCGAAAUUAAUUAUAGAGCGAUUCUAUCGACCAUGGCUUUGGCCAGAUUGGCUCUACAAUUUAGUGUCUCCAGGAAAGGAAUAUAAAUCAGUGAUUAAUAUAAUCCAUAAGUUUACAGGAGAGGUAAUACGUAAGAAAAAGAUUACACGACAAUCGCAAAACAGUUUUACCAAAACGGAAAGUGAAAAUGAUGAACUUGAUAUAACCAAGCGGAAGAGGAAAGCUUUUUUGGAUCUAUUACUAGAUCAGAAUGAGAAGGAUGAAGCUCCGUUAACCGAUGAUGAAUUGCGGGCGCAAGUCGAUACAUUCAUGUUCGAGGGUCACGACACAACUGCGGUUGCGAUAACUUGGACGCUCUUUCUUUUGGGCAAUAAUCUAGAGCAUCAAGAAAAAGUUCAUGAAGAACUCGAUGAAAUUUUCAAAGAUUCAGAAACACCAGCUACCAUAAAGGAACUGUCGCAAUUAAAAUACCUCGAUAGGGUCAUAAAGGAAACUCUCAGAAUAUAUCCAAGUGUACCCACGAUCACAAGAAAAUUAGGAGAAGAUGUAAAAAUGGGUGAUUAUAUGCUCCCAAAAGAUAUUACAGUUGUUUUGGCAAUUGUAUUAGUGCAUUUAAAUCCGGAAGUUUGGCCAGAUCCAAAAAAGUUCGAUCCUGAUCGCUUUCUUCCGGAAAAUUCAAAACAUAGAAAUCCGUAUGCCUACAUUCCAUUUAGCGCCGGACCAAGAAACUGCAUCGGCCAGAAAUUUGCUUUACUCGAAGAGAAAACAAUGUUAACAGCUAUUCUAAGAAAGUGGAGAAUAAAAAGUGUAAAAAAGCCAGAUGCAAUUGAAUACGGGGCUACUCUUAUUUUCCGACCAAGCGAAGAAAUAUGCAUCCAUUUCUCGCCAAAGAAAUAAUUAAUUUAUUGGCAAAUAUUCAUGUUUAUCUUUAUCGUAAUCUUUAUUAUCUUUCUCGAAUUUCAAAAUAUGAAUAUUUCCUCGUUGUUUUUAUUGUAGAUAUAGCAUGCUAUUGUACACUGCAUUUUAAUAAAUAGAUUGAGAUAUACGUUA
Molecule: messenger RNA, 1831 nt
Organism: Camponotus floridanus (Florida carpenter ant)
Lineage: Eukaryota; Metazoa; Arthropoda; Insecta; Hymenoptera; Formicidae
Product: cytochrome P450 4C1-like
Exons: 11
Coding region: 143-1678 (511 amino acids)
Molecular function (GO): iron ion binding; oxidoreductase activity, acting on paired donors, with incorporation or reduction of molecular oxygen; monooxygenase activity
Source: RefSeq, a predicted model, not a curated record